AUGGCAGAGUACCCCAAUUUAGAAUUAAAUUGUUAUUUUACGACCAUGUUAGCGGAGCCACCUUUAAUCCACCUUCCCUUUCCACCUACUAUCACUGCGCAUGAUAUCAUUAUAAGACGCCCACCGUCAAAAAUUCGGUCAAAGAGUCCAAAUGCUUUUUUUAUUUAUAGAAAAGCAUUUUUUGACCAACUUGCACUUUUAAAUCAACGAUUUCAAAUGACUUAUGUGUCCAAAUUAGUCAGCGAACAUUGGAAAAAUGAAUCUGAACAAGUUAAAAGUGCAUAUAAAAGGAUUGCGGAAGAGGUUGAAGAAAAAUUAAAUGAAGCUAGAAUAAAAUCCUUGGCCUACCCGGAUGCUUCACAAAAACAAAAUAAUAAUCAAAAGAACGCAAAGAAAACUCGAAAACGACGCAAUUGUAAUAAAAAUAAAGCUCAAGUGUCGAAUAUCGAUCAAAGUAAUCCACAAUUCUUACAACCACAAGUUUGUAACGCCAAUAACGAUCAAUCUAUGUUCGACAUGCAAUACUUCGACGGCCAAUAUUUUUACGAUGACAGAAUGUUCGAAAUUUUAUGUAAUGACACAUCAUGGUGGCAGCAAUAA
This is a messenger RNA of Cetraspora pellucida, 600 nucleotides long. The record is from the annotation of a GenBank genome assembly. Lineage: Eukaryota; Fungi; Glomeromycota; Glomeromycetes; Diversisporales; Gigasporaceae.